Ochlerotatus camptorhynchus is the source of this 2062-nucleotide messenger RNA. RefSeq names its product zinc finger TRAF-type-containing protein 1 homolog. Bases 582 to 1880 code for a protein of 432 amino acids. Lineage: Eukaryota; Metazoa; Arthropoda; Insecta; Diptera; Culicidae. The transcript has 6 exons. The record is from RefSeq and is a predicted model, not a curated record. Gene Ontology annotation, cellular component: nucleus.
CGUAGUUACAAAUUGUCACUUUGAAGAUCAAGACGUGUUUUGUAGUUUGCUCCCGACGUCCCCGUGGAGGCUUAUUGGAGCUCUGUGGGUUUUGCAGAGAUUACUUUAUUUUCUUUGGUGUAUUUUUGCUCACAGAGUAAGUGAGUGAGAUUUAUCAGCAGCAGCCACAGCCUGAGUGGGGCCAGCAGCUACUAUAUCCACCAACUACUGAUCGAAAUAUCGGAGGAAAUUUCAGUGAAUCGAAUAGUUUUAGGAGUUUUUUUUUCGUGAUAAGAGGGAAAAAAAGUGAUUAUAAGGCUUCAGUUUUUUUUUUCUGGGGAAGUUUUUGAUAGUAAAGGCGAGGAAAAAGAGUUAGAACGUAGAUUUUCUUUGUUCUUUCGAAACGCUCUGGUCUGGGAUCGAAGCUAGCGCUGGAAAUAGAAUCGACAUCUUUUAAUUUAGUUGUGCUUGUGAGUGGAAAGUGGCUGACAUUUUGAAUUUUUAUUUUUCGCUUCGUGCAAGUGUUUUGUGGGACCUUUAUUUGCUAGACUGUUGAACCCGUUGGUGAUUGUUUUAGAAAAGAAGAACGGUUCGAAAACAAUAUGGCAGACAGUCUAGUAGAAUCACCAGCCUCCAGUUCGAGUCACUUGAUGAAUCUCGGCGGAAUGAAUCAGCUAUCGGCAGAUUUGCAGCCGGGCUCAUCGUCCGGGGGCUCCUCUAUUCCUUCAUCCUCGACCUCUUCGGUGGUCGCAUCCUCAUCCUCUUCGUCCACGUCCGGGGGCCAGGCCUCGACAUUAUUGAUUUCUGUAGCCACCCAGCCUGCACAUGGCCUGAAUUUGGCAGAGCAAAUCAUGACCAACAGCCUAGGCAACAGCAGUCAAGCCGAAUCUCAGAAACCGGCACGCCCGGUCGAGCAUACGGAUGAGGACGAGCCGGAAACGAAACGAAAGAAAAUCGAUAAACCUGAGACCAAGAUGAUUGAAAAGCUGGAAGCCCGUCUCGGUGGCAUUCUGUGCUGUGCCGUCUGCCUGGAUCUGCCAAGGACUGCAAUGUAUCAGUGCAUCAUGGGCCAUCUGAUGUGUGCCGGAUGCCUGACCCAUUUGCUGGCGGAUGGCAGACUUCGUGAUCAGAACGCGACUUGCCCGAACUGUCGCACCGACAUCAGCAAGAACACCCCAUCCCGGAACCUGGCCGUCGAGAAGGCCGUCUCCGAGCUGCCCAGUGAGUGUCAGUACUGUGGCAAUGAGUUCCCAAACAAGUCGGUUGAGUACCAUGAGAACAAUGAGUGCGAAGAGCGACCGACGGCGUGCAAGUUUGCCCGUAUCGGAUGUCAAUGGCGUGGACCGAUGCACGAGGCCCCCUCGCACGAAACCAACUGUACCCACCCGAAGAAGUCGGGAGCCGAGGUUAUGGUUGCCCUGCAGUCUCACGAUGUCCGUGCGGCCGAAGAGAAGAAGCUGUUCCUUACGUUGAUUGAUCUCUUGAGUUACGAGAAAAUUAUCUUCAAUGACCUCCAGAUGAAGCCAUACCGGACCGAUGAAUACGUCCAUUGUCUGUACUAUGAAACGUCGCGUUUCUCCGCGUUCAACCACCAGUGGGUAGUGAAGUCUAUCAUCAACAAGAGCCAGCGUGAUCCGCACCAGUCGUGCGAACGGGACAUCACCUAUCAGUUGGUUCUGAAGUCGAAAACCACCAGCCCGUUGACGAUGCACUUCUUCGUGCUGCGGGGACCAUUCUCUGAUAUCAAGGCGAACACCCAGAUCUACAAGCAUGACUUUACCGAAACCGAAACGGAAAGCCCGUUCAAACUGAUGCCACUGCCGGAUACGGCCGAGUGCAACCGAUUGCUGGCGGCGAAGUGGAUCAAUUUCAGAUUGAUCAUGUUUUUGGCGUCGAAGUAAUUCCCCCGGCACGAGAAAUUAUCAGUCGUGAUGGUAACAUAUGUGUUGCAUCAACAUUGCUACUAUAUAAUUAGUGUUAUGAGUUAUUUCACUAGCGAACGUGCAGCAGAGGAAGAAAAUGAGUUGGGUAUCAUCUGAUUUUUUUCAUCAUCGUAUUUCCCACCCCCAUGAUCUAAAAACCA